This is a messenger RNA of Notolabrus celidotus (New Zealand spotty), 12263 nucleotides long. RefSeq names its product striated muscle preferentially expressed protein kinase-like. Gene Ontology annotation, molecular function: ATP binding; protein binding; protein kinase activity. Gene Ontology annotation, biological process: protein phosphorylation. The record is from RefSeq and is a predicted model, not a curated record. The transcript has 45 exons. Bases 1145 to 11122 code for a protein of 3325 amino acids. NCBI's taxonomy places the organism in Eukaryota, Metazoa, Chordata, Actinopteri, Labriformes, Labridae.
GAUCAAGAGAAGGAGCUUAAACAUACAGUUAUAUUAUUAAUUUCAAUUUAUUUCCUCCUGUUUUAUGGUUCCGUUGUUAUUUCGCCCGGCAGUCUUUCAUCGAUGGACAGGAAGUAGAGCUUGGAAGAUAACCGUCAAUGUUUCCUGGUUGGGAAGUGAAGGAUGAAGGAUGAGAUGUUGCCUUUAGGGAUCUGAAGAGAUUAAUCUAAGUUUUGCAUUUGUUUACCUCCUAAAUUAAGACCUUUAAAAUGUUCCAGUCAUUCAUUAAAGGACAUAUGGACCAAAAGGGAGUGUGAAUAAAAAAUACAAUUCAUUUUAAUGAUAUGAAAAGUUAAUAUCUUGUCCCCACAAUAAAAGAAAACACUCUUUUGGACUUCAGGUGAUCCGUACUGAUGCUCACUCGUAUACAUUACAUUGUUUUGUUAUAUCACUGCCCCACAGUCGCAUGAAUCACUUGGUCCCCACUUUAUUCUUAGCCUUUCUUUUAAUAGCACCUCCAACUGUCACAAGCAUGCUGUCUCUGCCCGUCUCACACACUCUCAGACACACACACACACACACAUCUUGGUUGAUAACAUUAUCUAAAGGGCUUGGAGUGUGGGAGCUUGUGUGUGUGUCUGUGUCUCUCUCUGUGUGUGUGUGUGCAGGUCAAACAUGGCAGCUCAAGAAAUGUGACCUAUCCGUGGUGGUGCAGCUGUCGUGUCCAACCUGAGGGAGUUGGGGGUGAGGCGGUGAGAUGGGAGAGAGAGAGAGGGAGACGGAUAAUAUGAGCUGGUUAAAGCCCUGACAAGCUGGAAGAGCCGAGGUUUCUCCAGGGUCAAAGCUGCUGGGAGGGACCACGGCCAUGGCUGCUAAUGCUACAUGAUCUCGGGUGGACUUACACCUCCAGCCUGAGCUCGCUAAAGGACACGGAGAGACAAAUGAUUUGAGAUGAGACAUUUUGCUGGAUGGAUCCGGUUACCUUCACUUGGACUUUGCGGGGAUGUCCAAAGGGAUUCUUUUGGGCUGUGGAGGCAGGAGUGAGUCCUCAUUGUGAAGGCUAAGGUCGAGGUCGAGCUCAGAGGCGUCUGAACCGAUGGAGUCUUUCAAUAACCGCUGAUCCCAAAAUCAAUUACCAGAGAGGACAGCCCUGAAACAAAUCAACAUGUCAGACCGCCCUGCAUCCAGUCCUAGUGCCAGCAGCACUAAUCCAAAGAGGCCCAGAGUCUCCAAGAACCCGGGCGCUGAUGGUACAGAACCAGCACCACCAGCUUUCAUCCGUAAACUCCGUAAAGCAGCGGUGGGGACCGGCUGUGACAUCCGACUGAGGGUAUCUGUUUCGGGGUUUCCGAAACCUUCUCUGAGCUGGUUCCACAACGAUGAGCUUCUACCUCCUUCUGAAAACCAGGACUCCGGGGGUCUCUGGAUACGGGACUGCCGCACGAGUGACGCUGGCCUGUACGCUUGCGUGGCGACCAAUGAGCUGGGAGAGGCGAGAUGCAGCGCUGUGUUGGCCAUUAUGGACCUGGGUGAAGACUCUGAGACCACAGAGGAUGAGACCACAGAACCUCAGAUGGAAACCAAAGAAGGGCUCGGGAGGCACCAGGAGAAGGCUGGGAGGAGAGGACAUCCAGGUGAAGGAGGAGGGAUGAUGGACUAUAACCCAGAUGCUCCAGAUCGCAGAGCCACCCUCCCCGGUGGUUACGACCCAGUAGUGGAACGGGAGCUCCGCACUCUCGGCUCCCGUCCUCCGGGGUCCCACUACGACCCCACAAACCCAGCCAGAACGCACAGUGCUGCCGAAUCCUCCAAUGCCCCCCUGUCUUCUACCCAGCCUCCUCCCAGUUCACACAAAAACGGCACCAAUUCCCCGAACCAAGACCUGGACAAAGUUAAAGCUUCAGAUCCUCAGUCUAAGGCAGAUCAGGCAUCAAGUGUAGUCAUGACACCUAAAAUGGCUCGAGCAGGGCCCAAGAUCUUCGAUAAAGUCCGUGCUUUCGAGGAGAGGAGAUCCAGCGUCGACCCGCCAGGAGGAGCACCAGCAUCCGGGCUUGGAAGGGCAAGUUCCUUCGACUCGGACGACAGCGGGAAGAAGGCAGGAGGCCUCAGCAAAGAGGAGGGUCGACUCCUGCAAGGGGUGGCCCAGAAGCGAGCGGCGUUCAAGCAACGGGCCUCGUCUCUGGAGGACAAGACGAGCUACUCCCAGAGGGUCCAAAGCUACCAGAGCAAGUUCGCAGAGGAGCUGCAGAGGAUCAAGAAGCUGGUGGGGAAACCGAGCUUGAAGAAGGCGUACUCCACCGAGCAGCUGUCCCAUAAAGAGAGGCAGACCGCGGGGACGGGGAAGCUGGAGCCCAUCCCACCCCAAGUGGUGAAGAAGCUGGAGGCCCGGGAGCGAGCCCUGGGGGACGCCAACGCUUGGGACUCGCAGGGCAAAGAUCUGAGGAAUCAAAGCAACAACCCCGAGGAAGGAAAGAUGACACAGCCAAAUCUACCGUCAGGGAAAAUCUCUGUUACCAUGGAGACUGCACCAGAUAACCAGUUACUAGGGCAACCAUUGCCAACAGCUACAAGGACGAACCUCGCCAGGGAACCCCGACAAAGCUCUCCGGCAGCUGACAAAGGCACACUUGUUGCCACAUCUCAUAAAUCCUCAUCCCCCAUUAGAGACCUGGGGACCGAUCCAAAGAGGGACGCCAAGACGGAAGACAGAUCGGACGGAAGAUCGCCGAGUCCAAGCGGGAAGAGAGUGUCGCCGAUAACUGUGAGGCAACCCGGGUCCCAGUAUCCACCCAAGCCACCCAGACUCACCCCAUCGCCCACGCCCUCCAUCAGCCCUCUCGUGAAAAGGAGGAAGGCGGAGGCGGGGCGGGCAUCUCCAGCCCUGAAGUUGAACAUCCCCACGAUCCUGGUGGAGGAUGAGCCCAUGGAGAUGGAGUGUGAACCGGACCAGAGCAGGACCAGGAGGACGGAGGGGAGGGUUCGCAAGAGCAAGAAGGGGAGAUCUGUUCAACCCAGGUCUCCAGAGGAAGGAGGAUCAUCCGAUGACUCCUACCUGUCUGCAGACGAAGAACCAGCUGAGGCUCCGAGGUUCGAGAGGCCUCUUCAGGACGUAACAGCAUGCAGCGGUGUAGAAAUCAGGCUGAAGUGCAUCAUCACUGGGAGCCCACCCCCUACAGUCACAUGGAGGAAGAACAACGUGGAGAUACGGAGCGACGCUUUCCAUGUGGUGAAGUCCGAGGGCGAGCGGCACAGUCUGCUGAUAAAGCACAUGAGGAAGAACAACGCCGGGGCGUACUGCGUCUCAGCCGUCAACACGGCGGGCCGGGCGUCCUGCAGCGCCACCGUCUUCAUCAAAUCAGAGCUGACCCACACGCAAUGUGGGAAACAGGCCUCAGAGGUCAGCAGUCCCAUCCAGUCAGACGAGGAGUAUCUGAGCCCUCAGGAGGAGGCGAUGGAGCUCGGGGAGACGCCUGCUCCCAUUAAGAGGGUCCGCUUCACAGAGCCUCCCUCGUUCCAGGCGGCUCCAUGUGAUCAGGGCGUAACUGAAGGUCAAGACGUCAUCAUCUCAGCUAAGAUCACAGGGCAGCCCAAACCCAUGGUUUACUGGCUGAAGGACAGAGUCACGCUGAAGACGGCGGGGCGCUUCGCCGUGCGGGAGACGGGCGAGUGCGGCAGUGAAUUGAGAAUCAGCUCGGCUCAGAGGUCGGACGCGGGGCUUUACGUCUGCAGGAUCAUCAACGAGUACGGGAGCAAGCAGGCCGAGUGCAGAGUGGAGGUCAAAGCUGGAGCACAACUAGCUCUAAAAAUCACCAGGCAGGUUGAGGAUGUGGCGGUGAGGGCUGGAGGGUCGGCCAUGUUUGAGUGUUACAUGACCGGACCUCCAGACGUUGAUGUGGACUGGCUCUCCAACGGGAAGCUGAUUCAGCCGGCGCUCCUCAACUGCAAGAUGCACUUCGAUGGAAAGAGGUGUCGUCUGCUGCUGAACUCUGUACACGAGGAUGAUAGUGGGACUUACAUCUGCAAGCUGAGCACUGCUAAAGAGGAGUUAACCUCAAGUGCACACCUCAGUGUCACCCCGUCCAAGGACCCUCUCUUCACCCGCAAACUGGACAUCCUGGAAGUCAUCGAAGGCCGCACCGCCCGCUUUGACUGCAAGGUGAGCGGAUCACCUGCUCCACGAGUCACAUGGAUGCACUUUGAGACGAGAGUGGAGGAGAGCGAUAAUGUUCGCAUCCUCCAGGAGGGGGGUCGUCACUCGCUUGUCAUCGCCCACGUUAGCAGCGACACAGAAGGCUUCUACACCGCAGUCGCACAGAACAUUUAUGGAAAGUCUGACUGCACCGCUGAGCUCUACAUGCAGGAACCUCGAGCUGCCAUCUCCUCUCACAUGUCCAAGCUGGAGAAGAUGCCAUCCAUCCCAGAGGAGCCUGAAGUGCUAGAGGGCGAGUUGGAGAGGAGGACCAUGCCAGACUUCGUUAAACCUCUGGCUGACGCGGAGGUGAUUGAAGGCAAAGAGGUGAUGCUGAAGUGUAAGGUGGCUGGGCUGCCUUACCCUACCAUCGGCUGGUACCACAAUGGGAAGCGGAUCGAGAGCAGCGAAGAGCGAAAAAUGACCCAGCACAGGGAUGUCCACAAUCUGGUAAUUCGGAGUGCUUGUCAUGCUCAUGGAGGCGUCUACAAGGCCGUCAUCUCCAAUAAAGUGGGCAAAGCCGCCUGCUACGCACAUCUAUACGUCACAGAUAUUGUUCCUGACCCUCCUGACGGUCCUCCUGUGAUCGAGGCUAUCACAGGGAAAACUAUAACCCUCAGCUGGAAGAAGCCAAAGAGGCUGGACUCUUCAUUCGAUGCAGGCUCCUUACUCUACGUGGUCCAGCAGCAGCCUCUGGGAUCCAUCCAGUGGUCUGUGGUGGCGUCCAACCUGAGGGAGGCCAGCUACACCCUAACCUCCCUGUCCAAAGGAGUCCGCUACGCUUUCAGAGUUCUGACGUCGACUGGGAAGACAUUAAGCAAACCAUCACCUUCCACUGACCUGGUGCAGCUGCUGGAUAGAGGACCUUAUUUAAGGAAAGCACCGGUCAUCACAGACAAACCUGACAUCGUUUAUGUGGUUGAGAACCAACCUGCGACCAUCACCAUCACGCUGAACCACGUGCACGCAGUUGUUACCUGGAAAAGGAGAGGCGUCGUGUUGGCCAACAAGCCGGGGACUUAUGAGAUGAGCAUGCCAGAUGACGACCAGCACACCCUGAAGCUACAGCGAAUCAAGAGCACAGACAUCGGUCAGCUGGUGGUCACUGCCAGCAACCAGUUUGGCAGCGACCUCUGCACGCUGCAGCUCGCCAUGGCAGUGUCUCCAAAGUUUGAGUCCAUCAUGGAGGAUGUGGACGUGCACGUUGGAGAGACUUCCCGUCUGGCUGUUGAGGUUGAAGGGAAGCCAGACCCAGAUAUUCUGUGGUUCAAGGAUGAUAUGCUCCUCUCUGAGAGCAGCCACUUCACAUUCGUGUACGAUGACCCGGAGUAUUCACUCGUCGUCUUAAACGCCCGACCCGAACACUCUGGCGUGUACACCUGCACCUCCAAGAACCUGGCCGGCUCCAACUCCUGCAAGGCCGAACUCACGGUGCACACAGAGCGACAAGAACCUGCAGAGCCAAUGGAGGACGAGGGAACCAUCCUGAGGAAAAUGAGGCGUUUGACAGAUUAUUAUGAAGUCCACAAAGAGAUAGGGAGGGGAGCCUUCUCCUACGUGAAGCGGGUGAAUCAGAAGAAGGGAAAGGCCGAGUUUGCCGCUAAGUUCAUCUCCGCUCGAGGGAGGAGGAAAGCCGUGGCCCUCAGAGAGAUGGAGCUGCUGUCUGAGCUGGACAACGAGAGGAUUCUUUAUUUCCAUGACGCCUUUGAGAAGAAGAACGUGGUGGUGCUCAUCACAGAGCUAUGUCACGAGGAGCUGCUGGAGAGGAUGGCCAAAAAAACCACGGUGAAGGAAGUGGAGAUCCGCUGUAGUGUGCAGCAGCUCCUGGAAGGGCUUCGUUACCUCCACCAGAAAAACAUCGCCCACCUUGAUUUAAAGCCGGAAAACAUCCUCAUGGCGAAUCCUGGGAGCGACCGGAUCCGCAUUUGUGACUUUGGUAGCGCAGUUAAACUGGAGACGUCGGAGGAGUUCUACUGCAAGUACGGCACGCCAGAAUAUGUGGCACCGGAGAUUGUUAAUCAAACUCCUGUCUCUGCUGCAACAGACAUAUGGCCUGUCGGUGUCAUCACUUACCUCUGUUUGACUGGUGUGUCUCCUUUUGCCGGCGAGAACGACAGAGCCACCGCCUUAAACAUCCGUAACUACAACGUGGCGUUUGAGGAGAGCAUGUUUGCAGACCUCUGCAAGGAAGCGAAGGGAUUCGUCAUCAAGCUUUUGGUGGUGGACAGACUGAGGCCCAGUGCCGUCGAGUGCCUUCGCCAUCCGUGGUUCAAGUCACCAACAAACAAGAGCAUCAGCACAGCGAUGCUGAAGCAGGUUUUGUCUCGGAGGCGCUGGCAGCGCUCUCUUAUCAGCUACAAAUCCAAGAUGGUCAUGCGCUCCAUCCCGGAGCUGUUGAACGACUCAUCCAGCCACGUCUCCAUCGCUGUGGCGCGGCACUUAAAAGAAGGCUCCCCUCCGCCCUCGUCCUCCUCAGACUCGGAUGCAGAUGUGGACGAGCUCCCCUUUAUUCCCAUGCCGCUCUCCAUGGCGUUCUCUGGUUCCAGGGUGUCCCUUAAUGAGAUCCCAGGGGACGAGGACGCUACUCUGCGGCCCUCUGUGAGUGCCAACGGGACCAGGAGGAAGGACAACAUGGAGAUAGCCGGUUCAAGAGGAGGAGUGGAUGAAAGAGAGAUAGAUGAGGAAGAAACUGCAAAUGAGGAGGAUAUGGAAAUGACAAAGCAAGCUCCCUUACAGAAAGGCUUGAGUGUGGAGACUGAGGAUUCACAGACCAAAAGCAGGCGGGCCACGAUGAGGAGAGGCAGCUCUGCUGAUUCAGCACUGCUCCUCCACAUCGACCCAGAAGAGGAAGACCCCAGUAAAGAUUCAGAAGACAGCAGCAAGAGCCUGAAGAAGGCAGUUUCUAUGGAACUACCCAAUCGCAGCCCGAGCCCCGGGGCGGCAAAGCUAAGCCAGGAGGAUUACGCCCUGAAACUGGAACUGAUGAGGCAGCGGCUGCUCAGGGGAGGCAGCGCCGACAAGAAGAUGAGCGGCCUGCGAGGGCCCCUGUUUGAAACCCUCGGCAUGGAGGAUGAGAGGCGGACCGGGUCUCUGGAUCGCAACUUGAGGAAAUCAAGAACCAGUCCCUCGUCGCUCACAAGAGCAGCAUCUUCAGAGACUCCGGCUGAGGACAUGCCAAAGACUAAAGUCUUCCGUAAGAGCGCCUCCUUCACUCAGGGAGACUCUGAGCCCAUGCCCCUGCACCGCAGGUUUGGAGCCCCCUUAGAGAUCCCAUCGGCAGGCAGCGGCAGCGUAGAGGGGAAGAAGCUCCAGGAGGCAACCUCAAUGUCUGCACUGACAGAACAAUCAUCACUGGAGUCCAUCUCUCCUUUGGAUAGGACUUCUUUUAUAUUCCCACCGUCAAGAAGAUCGGACCAACAGCAAAACCAUGAGGAGAUGAAGAGUUCGAGGGAGGAGACACUGGAGAGAAGGACCAAAACUCAGUCAGAAGAAUCAGAGGCUCGAUCUCCUUCUGUUGUUACUCCUAUCAUUGUAAUCGAGGAGGAGGAUGAUGAAGACGACAGGAGAGAGACUCAGGAGUUACAGAUUCAUGAGAGGGAUGUGGAGGAAACUGAUAAUAAAGCCUCAUCUGUAAAUACGAGUCUCCCUCAGGAGGCUCCUCAAACAUCAGACAAAACCCAAACAAAACAUGCGGCUACAACGGCGAAUUCAAACGGCACAAAGUCUCCAGGUACCCCCACGCCACCUGAGCACGCAGCUGUGUUUUCUAAAGUAGCAACAGGGGAUAGAUCUCCUCUGUCCACAUCGUCAAACCCUGAUCUCCCCGCCCUCCCCCGCCAGCCUGUGCUCAGAACAGACAUAAAAGACAUCGAUUCGGAGGAGCUCUUUGAAGCUCGCUUCAAAAAGAGAGAGUCCUCUCUGACCCGCGGCCUCCGGAAACUGACCAGAAACAAAUCAGAGGAGAAAUCACCUGUGCUGGGCCGGAAAGACUUACAGGGGGGCGAGGAGGUUUACAGGCCGGGGCCCAGAGGGGCUCCGCUGGAAAUGGUGGCCACAGGACUGCAGGAGAAAUCCAAAUCUGUCCAGGAUUUAAGAGUGGAGGAUAAGGACCCAGGACUUGGUCUGAUUGGGAGGUUCUCCCUCCGGGGUAAGAGGUCAACAUCCGUAGAUAAGAAGGGUGAGAAACCAAAGGAGGAGAAGCAACAGGAUGUGAAGGAAAGUGCCGUGAGCAAGAGGGUGUCAUGGGCGAUCGGUCGCAGUAAGUCCCUGGACACAAAGGAGCUGAGCAGUGCACAGAAGCGGCUGGAAGAAAAGGAACAGAAGAAAGCCGAGGAGUCGUCUGUGUCCGCGAUGAGGCGCAGGUUUGAGUCCAAAGUGGCGGGGAUCUCUGCCAAAAUCCGGACGCAGUCAGAGGAGAGGAAGGAUAAAGACAUCGGGGGGAGUCAGAAAGAUCUGAAGAAGGUCUCAGACUCUCCGGUUCUGGCAAUGAAAAACAAGUUUGAGAACAAAGUGGCCGCAGUGUCUUCAAAGAUCCGGAGCCAGUCUGAGGAGAGGAAAGAGGACACGGAGGGGAAACGGACGCCACUGUUCGCACGCCAUCGUCAUUCCCAAUCUGAGGGGCGAGGGCUGAAAGGAAUGGGGAUCCCCGAGAAUCAACUCGCCAAACAAACGGGCACCGCUGCAUCCAAGGAGUCGAUCGAUUCCACUACUAGCAUCCAAUCUGAAAAAGCCUCAGAGAGCGACAGGCGGUCUCGGUGGGACAGGUGGGGUUUGUCCAGGGGCAAGAAAGACAAAACGCCAUCUCAGACUGAUCUGCCUUCAUCCUCCACCUCUAAAGAGGAGGGUCUGUCCAAGAGCCAGCAGUUCAUCCGCUCUGCUUCAGACUUCGCCCCUGUGUUCCACAUCAAACUGAAAGACCACGUCCUGUUAGAGGGGGAGACUGUCACUCUGAGCUGCCUUCCAGCUGGAAGUCCUCAUCCAGAGAUCACGUGGAUGAAAGAUCGUAAACCGCUCGAGGUGGAGGACCGGGUCAGCUUAGUCUCACACCCGGAUGGGAGGCAGCUUCUUAUGAUCAUGAAGUCCAGCAGGAAGGACGCUGGAGUUUAUGAAUGUGUCGCUACCAACGCCAUCGCUACCAUCACCACCUCCUGCACGCUGUCCAUCGCCUGUGUCCCAAAACGUCCAGGCACCCCUGAAGUCCCCCAGACCUACAACAACACGGCCCUGGUGCUGUGGAAGCCAGCAGAAACCAAGUCUCCAUGCAGCUACAACCUGGAGAGGAAGACAGAGGGUGAUUUUAAAUGGACGACAGUGGCCACCGGGAUCGUUGACUGUUACUACAACGUCUCAGAUCUACCACCAGGAGGUGCCUUCAGAUUCAGAGUCUGCUGUGUCAACAAGGCAGGACAGGGACCGCACAGCAGCAGCUCUGCGCCUGUCAGCCUGGACUCCUCAGCUGCAGCAGCUCCACCCACCAUAGCCAUUGUACAAACCGCUCCACCUGCACCUGUAGUCACCUCCUCAGUCACCGUACCUCCACUCAGACCCGCUCAGAACAACACCCCCAGAGUCACUGUCUCCACCAUCACCUCCACCUGCACCUCUCCUUCACCUGCAGUAGAAACAACCACUCAGAAGAUCAGCUCCAGCCUCCCCUCCUCACCCACAGUCAAACCUCCUCCCCCCUUUGUCCUCCCCAAACCUCAAAGCCCCAUCAACGUGGUGUCCCCCAUGACUCAGACCCCACCUAUGUCCCCGCCUCCACCUCUCGUAACCCCUCCGUUAACACCGACCAAACCGACGGUGGCUUCUGUGCCCACGUACGUCCCCACCACCACCAUCACCGCCCGGGUCGCCCCGAGUCCUGUCUCCUUCACCCCACAAGUGUUGCAGACCUCCAGCUUGAGCCCCAUUGCUGACGGAGCCAAUACCCCCACUAGAGGCACCCCGUCAGGACGAGCUACGCCCUCCACUGCUCUGCGACAAGGGGUGCCACAGAAACCGUACACCUUCCUGGAUGAGAAGGCCAGAGGUCGUUUUGGGGUCAUCAGAGAGUGCCGUGAGAACACGACAGGCAGAGUCUACAUGGCGAAGAUCAUUCCCUACAGCCAGGACGACAAACAGGGCAUCCUGAAGGAGUAUGAGAUCCUGAAGUCGCUCCACAACGAGAAGGUCAUGGCUCUGCACGAAGCCUACGUCACGCCACGCUACCUGGUGUUAGUGGCCGAGUACUGCACCGGCAAGGAGCUGCUGUACAGCCUCGUAGACCGGUUUCGUUACUCUGAGGAUGAUGUGGCGGGAUACCUGGUCCAGAUCCUGCAGGGAGUCGAGUACCUACACAACCGCCGCGUCCUCCACCUGGACCUGAAGCCAGACAACAUCAUGGUGAGCAACCUGAACGCCAUCAAGAUCGUGGACUUUGGCAGCGCUCAGAGCUUCAACCCGCUCAGCCUCAAACACAGAGAGUCAGGAGCAGGGACGCUGGAGUACAUGGCUCCGGAGAUGAUAAAAGGUGAAGUGGUUGGUCCUCCUGCAGAUAUUUGGAGUGUUGGAGUCGUCACACACAUCAUGCUCAGUGGUCGGCUGCCCUUCGAAGAUAAAGACCCUCUCCAAGUGGAAUCCAAAAUCCUGAUGGCGAAGUUUGACCCCUCUAAACUCUACCCCAAUGUGUCCCAAAGUGCCUCCGCCUUUCUCAAGAAGAUGUUGAGCAGUUACCCGUGGGCUCGUCCGACUACCCGAGACUGCUUCUCCUUGGCCUGGCUGCAGGACUCGUACCUGAUGAAGCUAAGGAGACAGACCCUCACCUUCACCUCCAGCCGCCUCAAAGAGUUCCUGGUGGAGCAACAAAGCCGGCGCACAGAGGACGCCACCAAGCACAAGGUGCUGCUGCGCACCUAUCAGAGCUCACCCAAGUCCCCGGGGUCUGGGACGGCACCACGAGUCCCGGGGCCUUAAGUGAGGGGACGAGGAAAAUACAGUGAUGUACUUUUGAGUUUUUGCAUCUUAAGUCAUCUGUGAGCCAACACUGCAUGCAGGUAUCCGCCUCAGGACGGGAAGAGAAGGAGGAGAGCAGAAGUACCUGCAGAUGACGUUGACUUCAACAUUCAGAGUGAAGCAGAAGACGUUUUUUUAAGAGUUGAUGACCUGCUCAUACUUCCCCGAAAGGACACGGGAUGUUCUUUGGUUUUCUUUGAUUGCACAAUUUCUCCGUCACAUUGUGAUUUCUGAAAUUGCACACUGAUGAUUAAUUUAGAUGAACUCUGUCCUCCACUCUGCACGAUCAGCCUGGAACAUGUGUAUCAUUAGCGUUUCUACUUGUUUAUGUCACUGAAUAUAGUAGUAAACAACUCAUGUGAAUGUACCAUGAUGAUUUAAGCUGCUAAUUUAUUUUGCAUUGACUUCUACAUUUAAAAAUCAAAGCUAAAAAUAUGAUUUUUCUCUUGAACUUGUUUACUUUUUUCAUGUUAAUUUAUUUGCAUGUGUGUGUGCGAGCUUCUUUGGUCACUUUUUGAAUUAGCAUCAAGGGGGAGAAAAAAUAAGGAGUGUCUUUGUGAUUGGUGUUCAGAUUCAAGCGGUCAAAACGGACUGUUUUAGGGUGAGGUAGGAACUUUUGGUACAACUUCUUUUAUCUGUGGUUAAAACACUGACUGUAACAGGACUUUGGAAAGCAGUCUGUUCUGUAGAUAAGUAUCCUUUGAUUAGUCAAACACUGGUAAGUUGCUGUGGUUUCUCAGUAUUACCCGUCAGAUCACCCAGUCAGUGCCUGAAUCGGAUUAACAUCCAAAAUAUCGCUCUUGUAAAUGUGUCUCCAAUUGAUGACUUAUUUGAACAAAGCAAACAUUUGACUGCAAUAUUAGGACUUUACUACGACAAAGAGACGCUUUUAGAUUCUUACACACAUGCACACACGUACAGAACAAGCAGUCCUUGUAAUAAUAGAACGUCUUGUGUAUUGAUCUAUCGCAGUGAUCCUUUUUGUAUGACUUUGGACGGUUGAAGAUUUGUAAAUGUACCAAUUUGCGGUGUUUAUAUGUGGAAAAAGUUGAGAUGUUUUUAUGAGAUAGUCUGUAAUAAACUGUUGAUACAAUUGGGAAAA